AUGGGCCUUUGGUCCGAGAACGAGGACGAGCGUCUGAUUGCCGCUAUCCAGCGCUGGGGCACGAAUUGGACCAAGGUGGCUGCUGAAGUCGGGUCAAGAAGUGCAGAUCAGUGCUCAAGUCACUGGAACCACGUCCUGGACCCUAAAAUCAAUUACUGCGACUGGACACCAGAGGAGGAUGCAGACCUCCUUCACGAAGUUUUGACCAACGGCACCAAAUGGGCACAAAUCGCGAGCUAUCACACUCCAACUAGGACCACUCUUGCACUCAAGAAUCGGUACUCUACUUUGAGGGUCAAGAACGAGAACAGAAGCCGAACACGCCAAAGUCACCCUAAUCCAUCCUCUGGACACGCAACACAGCAAAGCAUUCACGCUCAGGCGAAUUUAAGAAACUCUGAGGUGGUCAGCAUAUCCAAUUCGAGCGACAACAGCGAAUCCAUGCGAUCUGAUGACGCGGAAGGGGAAGAGGAAACAGAACCCGUGAAAGAAAAUGUCAAAGUAAUACGUACAUGGCUCAAGGACGUUAGCAGCGACAUGGACACCCAAAACGACGGCGGCAUGAAUACGCGUCCCUCGGGGCCAAUUGGCUCCCCGCCCGUGAGGAUGGAGGGGAUUAAUGUUUCGAUGCCAGACAAUACAGCCUGGUACGAGUACGCGAAGGAGAGCGUUCUUCCGACUCCAGACAUGAACGAGGGCAGUGGCAUAGCUAUGGAGGAUUAUUUGCAGCUCGACCCGGCUCUGCUGCGAGGCCAAGCUACAGAGCCACCCUUCAACUUGCCCGCAGGUUGCUUCUUUGACGAACAGCAGCAGAGUCUACAUAAGCGUAAUACAUCUCACCUCCCAGACGCGAUGAGCACUGCAAAUCAAACCCUUUCAGACACCGCUGGAUGCGCUCAACAUACCCAUGCACAUUCACUGGACGGAAGUAACCAGGUCACGGAGUGCAAUGACGCGGUUGUGGGAAGCAAGACCUCUGUAUCUAAAUCGACACCUUUCACAUCACUCGCACCACACGAUGAGACACCACCAACACUAAAGUCGACAAAGUUCCGAUUUGUAGAAAAAUAUGAUUAG
Messenger RNA from Colletotrichum orchidophilum, 1077 nucleotides. RefSeq names its product myb family transcription factor. The coding region runs from base 1 to 1077 and encodes 358 amino acids. The record is from RefSeq and is a predicted model, not a curated record. Lineage: Eukaryota; Fungi; Ascomycota; Sordariomycetes; Glomerellales; Glomerellaceae. The transcript has 3 exons.